AUGUUCAGUGGAAUAUUUUGGAACCACAUACAAUUUAUUUGCGUAGACUUAGCUGUCUUAGUUGUGAGAAAGAUUGCCAGCACUACGGUAUUGGUAAAUAUAUAUACCAAAGAGACACAAGGAAUCGGAUUUUCAAUUGAAGAUGAUCAGAAGUUGCCAUUCACAGGACGAACUGAAGAGGACUAUUCACCUGAGAUUGUUUUCAAGCGACCUAGACGCCAGAUGAUGUGUCUCAGUGACAGCAGCAAUAGCGAAGAUGCAGUACCGGUUGAAGGAACUGCUGGGAAAAAUCAUAAUGAUCUGACUUCUAGAGAUAGAAAGAUGACUUUAAGUAUCCUAGACAAAAGAUUUUCUUUUUUAGCGACGAUAGUGACAGCGAAGAGAUUUUUAAUAAAAACAGAAAUACUGAAAUGCCCCGAGAUGUACUUUUUUAAAAAAAAAGUCAAUACAAUUAACCAUGACGAGGAAGACAAUAUUUUUUAA
Molecule: messenger RNA, 483 nt
Organism: Arctia plantaginis
Lineage: Eukaryota; Metazoa; Arthropoda; Insecta; Lepidoptera; Erebidae
Source: the annotation of a GenBank genome assembly